Messenger RNA from Trametes versicolor FP-101664 SS1, 843 nucleotides. RefSeq lists its product as uncharacterized. NCBI's taxonomy places the organism in Eukaryota, Fungi, Basidiomycota, Agaricomycetes, Polyporales, Polyporaceae. The annotation marks the transcript as partial. The record is from RefSeq and is a predicted model, not a curated record. The transcript is spliced from 3 exons.
AUGUCCAGCGCGUACUCAUGGGACGUAUAUGCCGAAUCUCUGACAUAUCUUGGAUAUGGAUAUCCCCUCUGGUGCCCCGAUACCUGGAACAACGGGAAGCCUUGGGAUCUCAACGUCGGGGAUGUGGGUUGGCUUAGAAAUGGCCAGUUCUGUCCUCUGCUCAGGACGACGGCCACGGAUGCUGCCCAACAGCCUUUUAGGACCCUUCCCGAAGGUCAUUCGCCGUUGGUCAUGGCCAGGGGCGCGCUCAGCGAGUAUCCGGAACGGUUUUCGCGACCUACUAUAUUUCAUAGCAACACGAUCAACACGAGCAUGGUUAUGGGGGAAGUUUCCGUGUCUCCAGCAGACUUUGGCAUAGGCGGGAGCUUCAGUUUCAAGUCUGUCGAGGGUAAAGGGGCGCUCCUGAUGCUCAGCCCCAGGGCAGAGGAAACGAUCUUCCAAUCAGCCACAACUGUCGUCAAUUAUAUGCGCGCGAACCACAAAAAAUGGGAAGACUUCGCAAAUGAUCCUCACGGGCUGGGCCUCAACCUGGAGCCGGAAGACAUUAUCUUCGUCACCGGCAUGAUCAAGACCGUUGACUGGGGCAUCACGACAUUCACGAGCAUGCAGCGCGAGGUAGAAGCGAGCAUCUCGUGCACCCUCGGCGGGGUCGGCUCGGCGAGCAUCAGCGCACAUGUCACCAAUAGGUCCGCGACGAACCUUUACCCAAAGGCAGGGCCAUCGAGCUCAUGGGGGCCAUCGGCAGCGUCUAGCCAAUCCCCGCCCAAGGCAGACCAGUGCAUCUUUCUCCACUACUACAAAUUGAAGCGUCGAGCGAUCUUAGGCAUGCCUCCGCGAUUCGAG